AUGUUUGUCAAAUUUCUGAUUUUGUCGAUUCUCUUGACAAUCGUUUAUUCGAAAGGUGGGAGCAGUGGUGCAAGAGGAUCUAGUGGUGCCAGAAGUUCGUCAUUCUCCUCCUCAAGAUCUUCCUCCUCCUACUCAUCCGGAUCUCGAACGUCUUCCGGAUCUUCAUUCUCCUCAUCCUCUCGCCCAACCGGUUCAGCCUAUCGUUCAACUCCCUAUGCAACUAACAUGCGACAAAAUGUUUUUCACACAACAUCGACUACAACAAUGUUCAGUUAUUCACCAAUGUAUCGAUCCAAUAUUAUAUUAAUGCCAUCGACACCUUUCGUUUAUGGAGGGUAUCAUUAUUAUUGGGGUGGCCAUUAUAGUUAUGCUGCUGAUAGGCCGAAACGAUGUGAUUAUACGGUCACAAGUGAUGAUCAAGAAUUCAGUAAUGUGAGUUAUAUUGUAAUGCUUUCGCCCUUUUUUCACUUUCAGUUUAGGUAACUUAUUCAAAUGGAACGAAGCUCUCACAAAUCUCAUUCGGUUGCCCAAGUAAUCAAGAGUGCUGUGAACUCGAAUGCUGUGCCAAUUCAUCAGGUGUCUCUGCUAUCAUCGGUGUCCUUGCAGUCGUUGGAAUCUUCUCACUCCUCAUGCUAUGCUAUUCAUGUUGCAAAAAAUGUUCUUGGGAUAACGGUAUAGUCGAAAUACCGGCGCAGACCACCGUCAUCACCACAACAACAACCACAAAUUACACGACCGCUGCUGAACCUGUAUACCAGCCUCCUCAAAUGAACUAUAAUAUGCCUCCACCUGCACCACCAGGUUGGAUCAAUUCGCCGCCACCAAUGUAUCAUCCAAAUGUGCCAAUGUACACUGAGAAUCGACCGAUUAGUUCGGGACAAGUUCGACCGCAAAUGCAGAAAUAUUGA
Molecule: messenger RNA, 908 nt
Organism: Caenorhabditis angaria
Lineage: Eukaryota; Metazoa; Nematoda; Chromadorea; Rhabditida; Rhabditidae
Source: the annotation of a GenBank genome assembly